CUCUUCCUUGACGGAUUAACUGACUGAGUCGGAUAAAGACAUUUAUUUUAGUUCUUUAAUUAGUGUAAAUGCACAUUUGUUUGUUCUAAGCACAAAUACAUUUUUUUAAUUAAUGAACUCUUUCAUGAGAAACUUGAACUGUGACGGUUACAACUGGCUCUACUGACUCAACAUGAGAUGUGGAAACGAGAAAAGACUUUUCACUGUUGUAAAGUAACAGAUUUACUCUUAACAACUACAGCCUUGGAAAGGAUUGAAAAAUAAAAGAAAUCAAACGCUAUUGUUUGUACACAGUGCUUUGUCCGACAUAUGCAAAUGUACAACUGUUUUAAAUGCCUUCUCGGCCUCAAACGUGGAAUCGCUGUUGCAAUGAAAUUAGUCGAUUGUGCCACCUGCCAUGAACAUUUACCCUUAAAAGCAAUUCUGUUUCAGAAGUCGCAUAUUUUGAAUGGAAAAGGAACGUGGGGUGAACUCGCCGCUUUCGUUGUAAUCGAAGUGUAAAAGCGACGUAGCGACAGUUGAUAUUUGGAUCAAUCUUUCACCCAGCCAUUGGCUUCCGCCCGUGGAAGGUGACGUCGAGACGUGUCACUUAAAGUACCUUUCUACCCAAAUCUCACGCCGAGUGAGCACUGACUUUCCCGCGUACUCUCUCGCGUACCAUGGCGAAACACAACGAAGAAAAAGCCACCUAUUUGCAAAAGUUCACCAUUGCGGUGUUUGGAGACUCCGGAGUCGGUAAAACAUCUGUUAUCAGUCGACUUGUGGGAACAGCGUUCAAUCUCGAACAUCUACCCACUGUUGAAGAUUUUCACGUCAAGCAUUUAGCUUACAAGAACAAAACCUGUGAACUUCAGAUCAUCGACACCUCAGGAACGUAUGAAUUCCCAGCCAUGAGACGCGUUGACAUGGAAAAAGCAGACUCCAUUGUCUUGGUUUAUUCUAUGGACCGACCAGAAUCAUUUACAAAGAUCGAACGCUACAUGGACGAAAUUAAGGAGAGUAACAACGCCACGCAGAGUGACAAACCUGUUGUGGUGAUUUCAAACAAAUCCGACCUCUCCCACUUGUCGCCACCAAAGUUUGUGGACAAACGAGGUUUAAAUAUUAGCGUAGGGAUGUAUUUAGAGGGCAAAUAUGGUUGCCAUUGGUUCGACUGUUCAGCCAAGCUGAACGAAAACGUUGAGGACAUAUUUCAGAAAGUGUUGGAAUACUUAUUCGACAACGGGAGUACUAAGAGCAAAAAUGGUCGUGCACGACCUCCUAUUAGAAAGAUCAGUUCACUUAUUCACCAAAAAAUCAAAAUAUCUCGAUAAUGCAUUUACUAGUUCAUAAAUCCUUCACAACAUUAGACAUGCUUUAUUUUGCUUAUUCAUUUUCUUUGAAUUCAUAUUGGUCUGUUUACAAUUGUUCAAAAGUGGUUUAAUGCGACGUAUAUUAAUUUUUUAAUCAUCACCCGACAUUGUACUCAGCCUUUAAAAGUAUUUAUAUUGUUUUGAAAUAAUGAGAUUUUAUCCUAUUUAUUUUUCAUCGCAUAGCUAGUAUUAUUUGCAUGGGGUUUCGAACAAGAGGAUGUAUUCUCUGGUUUCGAACUGAGAUAUUAAUUAGUGAUUCGCAAUUGGAACGUGAUUAAACGCCCCAAAAUGUAUUUUUUAUUUGGUGGAAAGAAGCAGGUGCUAACAAUUUACUUACAUAAAAUAUAUGUAAAGCACGUAUAGAAAUUCUAGAAAAUAUUCAUAAUUGACAUUUCAACCGUUCAAUAUAAGGAUUCCUGUCUUUUUCGCCGGAUCAAUUGAUCCUGAGUUGUUGUAAAUACAAUUGAAAAUGAAUAUUUUAUGUAAGUAGGAAUUAGAAGAAAUCUCUCCUUUCUUUUUCAAUUUUUGAUUUAAUAAGAAAUUAAAUGUUUUGUUACUCGA
This is a messenger RNA of Pocillopora damicornis (cauliflower coral), 1913 nucleotides long. Its product is annotated as GTP-binding protein Di-Ras2. Lineage: Eukaryota; Metazoa; Cnidaria; Anthozoa; Scleractinia; Pocilloporidae. The record is from RefSeq and is a predicted model, not a curated record. Gene Ontology annotation, molecular function: GTPase activity; GTP binding.